AUGAAUGAUGUUGAAAAAAAGCUGAAUCACAUAAAAGAAUUUGUCCAGACAUUUUAUUUCGCGAAAAAUGUGGAAAUAGUGAUUGAUGAAUCUUCCAUAAAAAAUGUAAAUAAAACGCCCAAGGAAAAUAACGCAAGCGUAAUUAACCUAUACUCCUGUUACUCCGUGUGGCUAUGUAUGAAUGAGAUUUACCCCUCAUGGUUUGACAUAUCGAUUCACCCGGCUCAAUUUGAUUCGGAGUUGGAUGCCUACGAGUGCUUGCUAAAAUAUUUGAACGAAUACCACGAAAACAAGUUCGAAAGGAUAAUCAAAAGGGUUAUCGAAAAUUUAUUAAGCUUGACAGUGAACGAGUUCAUCGAUAUAUACAGCUUAGUAAUUCUGGCUGCCCUCGUCUCGGAUGACAAGCAGAAACACAUAAAUAACAUUUUGUCCCUUAGUCAUGAAACGCAAAAAUACAUACAUAGCAUUGUGGAGGUUUUGGACAAAGAGGAAAAUGCGGGCAAGGAAAACAAGCUAUCAUCCCAGGACAAUACUGCUAAAGAAGCUGCAAACUUGACUGAAUCCAUGAAGAACGAAAUCAAGCAGCUGAAGGAAAAAGUGAAAUAUCUAGAAAUGGAAAAUGAAAAUUUAACCAACUCACUGACAGAGAAAAAUAAAACAAUCGCGGAGAACACUGCAAAGAUGGAGAAUCUGCAAAAACAAAUUAAUACCGCUUGCGAAAAGUCUAAGAAUCAAUAUAUGACACAGAUAGAAGAACAAGAAAGGAAAAUCCAUGAGUUGCAAAGCAACUUAGAAAAACAAACCAAAGAUAAAAGCCUCUUAGAAAAUGAUUUAAAAGGAAAAAUCAAAGAGUUGGAGGAUGAACAAAAUAUCUUGAAGCAAGAAAAUUCCAAUAUCGAAAAUUUGCAAAAUAAAAUAAAUAAAUAUAAAGAAAAAUUGGACAGCCUAAUGGUUGUUCAAAAUAUAAACAAGGAAUUGGAGGAUAAGCUUAGAGUUAACACUCAAAAAAUGGUGGACAUGGAGAAUGAAGUGGAAAAGUUGAAGCUCGAAUCAAGCAAUCUCAUCAUGUAUAAGGAUAAAUGCGCAGAUUUGGAUGCCAACUUAGUGAACGCAAAGACGGAGAACGAAAAACUGAAACAAGACCUUGACGAGAAAAACAAAACUCUGCAAAAGCUGAAAAACGACUUAGAAGCGAAAAACCAGUCCUACGAACAACUGAAGAAGGAGCAAAAUUUUGAUAAAAUUAACAUUGGACUAAGCAACGUGGACCAAACGGAGGAAUUGAUCAGACUUAAAAAGGAAAACGAAAAUUUAAAGCAGAAAGUGUCUGGAGACACCAAUCACGACAUGAACAAAGUGAAGGAGCUGGAAAACGAAAUUGACGAUUUAAAGAGAAUAAACAAAAAGCUAGAAAAUAAAAUGUCCGAAAUUAUAGAUAAGCAGGACGCAAAAGACGAUCCAACUCUGCAGGAAAAAUAUGAGAAAACGUUAAAAGAAAUGGAAGAGAAGCAGAAACAAGUAGAAGCAAAGCAGCAAGAAAUUAAAGAGCUUAAUGAGAUGAACCAAAAGAUGAAGAUAGAGAUGUCUAAUAUGCAGGGGAAUUCAGAUGUAGCAACAAAUGAAAAAAUCAUAAAACUAGAAGCCGAGUUGCUAAUGGAGAAGAAGAACUGUGGACUUGUUGAGGAGACAACAAAGAAUAAACUGAGCAAGGAAUUUAAUGCGGCUUUACAAAUUUUUAAGGAACAAUUACAAAUUAGAGAAAAGGAAACCGAAUACUACAAGGACGCACUGAAAACGCAAAUUGAUAUUUCCAAGGAUGAACAGAAAUUAUUAAGCCAAAUUAUCCAUGGCUUAGGUCUCAAGUACAAACAGUUACAAACUUACAAUUUGUCCUUACGGAACGAAAUCACAGCAAUAAAAUUAAGAGCCCAAACAUGCGCAGAAAUGGAGAAGAAAUAA
Messenger RNA from Plasmodium knowlesi strain H, 1959 nucleotides. RefSeq names its product conserved protein, unknown function. Lineage: Eukaryota; Apicomplexa; Aconoidasida; Haemosporida; Plasmodiidae. The transcript is spliced from 17 exons. The record is from RefSeq and is a predicted model, not a curated record. The coding region runs from base 1 to 1959 and encodes 652 amino acids.